AUGUCUGCACCUUUAGUAAAUAUACAUCACAGAAUUGAUGCAUUAUCUAAGAAUAUAGAUUAUGUUUCAUUCCCUCUUUUUGCCAGAUGGACCAAGAGAAGGCAGAAUCCUGCUACCGACCAACUAUUUAGUCUUGAUAAAUUCUGUCCGAUUACUAAAAAAGCAUUAGCAGCAUCAACAACAACUCCACAAACUAAAAUUCGUUCAGUUCUUAAUAACAAAGAUGACAGAAACAAAAGAAAAAGAGAUUAUUUACUUCAGAAACGUCAAUGCUUAGGAGGAGCUCCUUGUAAUGAAUGUUGCACAGCGGCAGUGUUACCACCACCAAUCAGCCCUUGUGGUGGACGUUGUCCAACUGCGAUACCACCACUACUGCCAUGUGGUGGUGGACCAUGCGGUGGGACUUGUGGCAGUGGAUCUUGUAAAACACCAACUGUUUACUCAAGUAAUUGCGGAAGCCAUAAUGAAUAUCAAGGCUCCUAUGACAAUUGUAAUCAAUUACAAUCUUGCGAUGAAACUCAACAGCAAGUUUGUUACGAUAAUUGCCAAGAAUCACAAUAUAAUCUUAUGAUGUAG
Molecule: messenger RNA, 576 nt
Organism: Entrophospora sp. SA101
Lineage: Eukaryota; Fungi; Glomeromycota; Glomeromycetes; Entrophosporales; Entrophosporaceae
Source: the annotation of a GenBank genome assembly